AGAGACGCUAUACGAUACCACAGCAUAAUAUGCUGUGACGAUACUCUGCGAUAUCGUCAACCGUCUAGCAAAAUACAAUACCGCGACAGUACGGUCACAGAAUGAAGGUAUCAUAAAAUACAGACCCAUCUUUAUCAUAGAUGAGACAUGAGACGUCACUGUAUGGCAUUUUUGUACAGGGUUCGGGCACAGAAUAUCGGAACUACAGUACAGGUUAUAUAAAAGUGGAAAAUGAAUAUUUUAAAUAAAAGUAGGAGUUUUCGUCAUAUUUUUUCAGUCUCCAGACUAUACAGCUCAAAUACUAGACAGGAAAUAGAGAAAUUAGUAAAAAAUAAUAAAGUUGUAGUUUUUAUGAAAGGUGUUCCUGAACAACCUCAAUGUGGCUUUAGCAAUGCAGUAGUCCAAAUUUUGAGAAUGCAUGGAGUAACUUAUGAUUCUCAUAACGUUUUAAAGGACGAAGCUCUCCGAAAAGAAAUAAAGGAAUAUUCAAACUGGCCAACAAUUCCUCAGGUUUUUAUAAAUGGCGAAUUUGUGGGAGGUUGUGACAUUAUGCUUCAAAUGCAUCAGUCAGGUGAUUUGAUUGAGGAAUUAGAAAAAGCAGGUAUUCAUAGUGUUCUUCUGGAUAAGAAAAAAGAUCAAGAGAAAUGAUACUAAAAACGUGUACCUACAUCCCUAUUAUUCAUUUUUAUUAGACAUAAUUACUGUAAUAUAAACUUGAUAUUGUUUUGUGCCAUUUCAAUUCACCAUAUAAUUUGAUGAUGUACACAUGUAUUUUUCUUCACAACUUAACCAAAUGUCAAUCAUUCCUUGAAGACAAAGAAAAUGAGAUGAAAACAUUCAAAUAA
This is a messenger RNA of Leptinotarsa decemlineata (Colorado potato beetle), 845 nucleotides long. RefSeq names its product Glutaredoxin 5 (gene Grx5). The record is from RefSeq and is a predicted model, not a curated record. Gene Ontology annotation, cellular component: mitochondrial matrix. NCBI's taxonomy places the organism in Eukaryota, Metazoa, Arthropoda, Insecta, Coleoptera, Chrysomelidae.